UCAAGUCCUCUGCCUACCUAGAACCCUGUGAAACAAUGAAAUAUCACUCUCACCCAGAGAAUCUGGAUGAAGACGGAUAUACUCAAUUAGACUUCAGCACUCGCCACGUCCACAGAAGACCUGUGCAAUCAGAGAAAGAAAGCCAGGCGUCAACUACCCCCUGGCGGCGCAUUGUGGUGGUUUUGGGAAUCCUGUGCGUGGUGGUACUUGUGGUUGCUGCAGUCCUGGGUGUCCUAGGACUUUUUCCUGGACUCUGCCCCCCUAGUUGGAUCACGCAUGAGAAGAGCUGUUAUCUGUUUAGCAUGUCACAAAAUUCCCGGUAUGGAAGUAAGAGAUACUGCUCCAGGCUGAGUGCUCAUCUACUGAAAAUAGACAACGCAAAGGAAUUUGAGUUCAUCGAAAGCCACACGUCUUCUCGCCGUGUGAAUGCAUUCUGGAUAGGCCUUUCCCGAAAUCAGACUGAAGGGCCGUGGUUCUGGGAGGAUGGAUCACUAUUCACUCCCAACCUGUUUGAAGUCAGAAAUACAGCCUCCCAGGAAAGUGUAGCACACAACUGUGUAUGGAUUCACGGGUCAGAGGUCUACAACCAAAUCUGCAAUAUUUCCGCAUUCAGUAUCUGUGAGAGGCAGCUGUAAAUGGAAUGUAUGUGAGAGUGUAAGGAUGGCAUACACAACAACAACAACAGAACAGGAAAGAGAAAUACUGAAAAUCAGAGAAAAUGCUAAAAUGCUAAGUGUGGGGCCCGGGUGCUGUGCCCCUGGGGAACCUGGCGUGGAGCUAGAGCAAGAUCCAGAGGUGUCCGGACAGCAAAAUUCUCAAUCUUGAGACCAGUAGAAGUAAAAAUCACUCUCUCCUUGUUCUGUGCCUGCAUGCCCCAGGGCAAGAGCCCUUCGACCCCCGCCCUUGCAAUUCUUGAGUUAGUCAUGUACCCUAGCACCUGAAUUCCUCUCCUUGCACAUAAAGCAUCCAGAGUGUAUCAGCCACAGCCAAUGAUAUACACCCACCCUGAAAACCAGUUCCUACACCCCAAAGUUCAUAUAGCCCUUUUUCCCCCCUUGAAUAAAGUGUACAUAAGCUA
Psammomys obesus (fat sand rat) is the source of this 1078-nucleotide messenger RNA. It is a transcript of the gene Clec7a, whose product is annotated as C-type lectin domain containing 7A. The coding region runs from base 36 to 635 and encodes 199 amino acids. Lineage: Eukaryota; Metazoa; Chordata; Mammalia; Rodentia; Muridae. Gene Ontology annotation, biological process: detection of fungus; positive regulation of wound healing; detection of molecule of fungal origin. The record is from RefSeq and is a predicted model, not a curated record. Gene Ontology annotation, molecular function: (1->3)-beta-D-glucan binding; pattern recognition receptor activity. Gene Ontology annotation, cellular component: cell surface. The transcript is spliced from 5 exons.